GGGGCCUCACGCUACUGUACUGGUACGAAGUGUGGACCACUCCGGGAACUGUCCUUCGGAACAUGUAUGUGUGUGCUACGUGAUCGUGAGGGAUCGGUUGAGCCUUAUUCAGAGGACGCUUGGUGUUUGCAACAUGAUGGUGUCAGAUCCCCUCUGCUUAUGUAUUGGCAAACAGAAAAUGAUGUUUGAUCCUCGGUCCUCGUUGGGGAUGAUCCCUACACAUGCAAACAGAGCUAAACAGAUUAUCUCGUUCGUCUACAUUUAGGAACUAGUAGGAGUACCACACGCUCGUUUCGUCGGAACGAAAGCUCCUCAGAACAAACAAGCUUGGUAGACAUAAACUUGCAGGAUGGAACAGCAAGCCGCCAACACCAACGACUAUGGCACUGUGUGGCAAUUGGUGAUCCCCUUUCUUCCAGUCGAUGAAUCCUUCCCAAACUUGAUACUGGUCAAUAAAGCAUCCCGUGAAACUAGCUUGAGAUUGCUCCAUGAGCACUGUCAAAAGCAUCAUCCAAUUGUGCUCUUGUUCGAAGAACGUAAUAGAGAGAAUUUGCAUGCCUCGCUGUCCAAGGAUGCCGAUUCCAAUUCAAGUCAAGAUGAUACCAACAGGAAUGGUAUCCACGAGCAUUGGUUGACCUACGGCCGCUAUUGCUCCUUCACAAUGGCACAAACACCUGGAACCAUCCUUUUGAAUAAUUAUUUCCAACCGAACAGUGUCAAUCAUGACUGGAUUGAGGACUAUGAAGUGGCUUUGGAGAUCCAUGUUGCGAAUGAAGGACAAGCGACAGAUGAUGUCGCCCUGGAAGUAUUUUUCUAUGACAUUCAACCGCUUCGUGUCGGUUGGCACAGCCUUGAAUGUGCUUUCGAUCCCGACAACUAUCCGGUUGCUGGCAGAGACAGUAAAAAGGGCAUGGGUGCGUCAGCCCAUCACAAUCUAUUCCUCUAUCAGAAGUCCACUGGAAAAGUGUUUACAAUCUUGAAAAGAUCUAUGCACGGAGACAACAAGAAGUCCAUUGGGUUUAGCUACAACAUUCAAGGCCCUGGCAUUUCCCGUCCCGGCACAAAUGGUGUGUCUUUUAAGGCUAUGCUUUCUGUCGCCUUGUUUCGGGACGGAAAAUUCCAUCAAUCCCUUACUAUUACCAAUCGUACUGGUGAUCGUAUUGAUCUGGGUCCCGUCAACUUUCGAUUUAGCCAGCAACCCCACAGAGGCGGGCCCCUGCGGAUGCGUACACUUGAGGCAUCAAUCAGGCACAUCUAGGCAGAUCAGCAGCUUUGUCAACUUUUCUCCAACACAACAUUUGGACACCGCAGAAGUGGCCGUGACUCGCUCAUACAGCGAUAUACGGUAUGCCGAGAGCUGGGACGUGUCAAGUCUCCUGAACGACAUAUUUGUUGGAAGACCGUUGUAGUACAUAAACUAUGACUAUAUCUAUCACACAC
Molecule: messenger RNA, 1440 nt
Organism: Seminavis robusta
Lineage: Eukaryota; Bacillariophyta; Bacillariophyceae; Naviculales; Naviculaceae
Source: the annotation of a GenBank genome assembly